AUGCAGCCAUCUGAGACACUUUCGCGUAUUUUCACGGAUCUAAAGAGCCGCGAUCGUGUCGUGCGUACGAAAGCCGGCAAAGAGCUCGGCAGCUUUGCCGCAUACAUGUCCUCGGAGCUCAAAGGCGAGCGGCUCCUUGCCUUCAGCAACGAGCUGAACCGGCGCAUCAUCGAGCUCACACACAGCGUCCACACCGCAAGCAAGCUUGGCGGCAUCACCGCCAUUGAGAACUUUAUCGGCCAGGAGAGCGACGAUAACAGUGCACGCAUGUACCGCUUCUACCAGUAUCUGAAGCCCAACCUCCCAUGUUCGGACCCCCCCGUGAUGAUCGCUGCCUCCAAAGUCCUGGGCCGCAUUGCCAAGUACGGCGGGCACGCACUGGGCGACCAAUUUAUCGAGUUCGAAGUGCUCCGCGCGCUCGACCUUCUCCAGGGCGAGUACAAUGAAAACGGGCGCUACGCUGCGGUACUUAUUGUCAAAGAAAUUGCGCGCAACGUGCCGUACCUCUUCCAUGUAUACGUCAUGCGUGUCAUUGACAAUAUUUGGGUCGCACUCCGCGAUCCAAAAGUCGCCGUGCGUGAGGCAGCGGCCGAGGCGCUCGGUGCGUGCUUCCAAAUUAUCUCGGAGCGCGAAAAGCAAAUGGGAACGCAGGCGUACGAGACGACGUACGACGAGGCCGAGCGCGGAUUGAAGGAUACGAGUGUCGAUGCAAUCCACGGGAGCCUGCUCGCCAUUCUAAAGCUCUUGCGCCACUCCAGGUCGUUUAUGAAGACGCGUCUGCACCGCACAUGCGAGCUCAUUCUCCGCCUGCACAAGCACCGCGAUCCACUGGUGAAGCGCACCGUGACGAAUUUGAUUCCUGUGCUUGCCGCAUACGACCCACAGUACUUUGCCAACGAGUACCUGAAACCCGUGAUGGCCGUGCUGAUUGAGCAGCUGCGCCGCGAGCGUGAUAAGUCGACCAAGGAGGCGUAUAGCGACACGCUCGAGGCCAUCGGCCUCGUCGCCACGGCCAUGGGCGCAGAAAUGAAACCAUAUGUCGGUCCGAUUAUGGUCUGUGCGCGCGAGAGCCUCUCGAUGAAAGGCAAGAAGAAUGCGCCGCCGGAAGCGCCGACCUUUUUUUGCGUUGGCCACCUUGCCACCGCAGUGGGUGCUGUCGUUGAGCACGACGUGCACGACAUGCUGGAUAUGAUGUUUGCGUGCGGACUCAGCGCUGCGCUCGUGUCGGCGCUAAAGCAGAUUGUGCACGCUAUUCCGGCGCUGCUGCCUAUCGUGCAAGACCGCCUGCUCAACAUGCUCUCGCACAUUUUGACUGGCGUGCCGUACCGCCCUCUGGGCGCGCCUGUGCCGCGACGCAGCGUCCAGCCCUUUGUCAUCAACCAGCAUCCAGACGCCAAGGCGGUUGAGACGAUAACCACCGCGCUGCAGACACUCGGCACCUUCGAAUUCAACGGCCACAUCCUCAACGAGUUUGUGCGCAACUGCACGCUGCCCUAUCUGGAACUCGAUCUGAAAGAGGUGCGCAAAGCCGCCGCUGUGACGUGUGCGCACAUGUUUGUGAACGACCCCAUCUGCUACCAAACGAGCAUGCACGCCUUGGAAAUUUUCAACGACGUGCUGGACAAGCUAAUCACGGUGGGCGUCGCAGACCCCGACCCAGAACUGCGCCACACGGUCCUGAGUGCCCUCGACGAGCAUUUUGACCGGCACUUGGCGCAAACCGAGUACAUUCGCAGCAUCUUUAUCGCGCUCAACGACGAGGAGUUUAGCGUGCGCGAAGUUGCUAUCGGGAUCCUCGGGCGUCUUGCAAAGCACAACCCCGCGUAUGUGAUGCCUUCGUUGCGAAAGGUGCUCGUCCAGCUGCUUACCGGCCUCGAGUACUCCACCGCGAGUCGGCUCAAGGAAGAGUCCGCAAAGCUCUUGACGGGUGUGGUAAAAGCCUCACAGCGCCUCGUGAAAAGCUAUGCGCCCACCAUUCUCGUCGUUCUCCUCCCGAAAGCAAACGACGUACAUCCAGGCGUGGCUGCGUGCGUCAUGGAAUGCCUCGGCGAGCUCGCGCGCGUCGGCGGCGAGGAACUUGCGCCGCACGUCGACGAACUUGUCUCGCUCACCGUCAACCAGUUUUCCAGUGCGCCUGUGCAUACCUUGGUUGCCAAGCGCGACGCGGCGCUCAAGACGCUGGGGCGCAUUGCAAGCAAUACAGCCCCGGUUGUGAAUCCAUACCUGCACUACCCCAGCCUCCUGGGCGGGCUCGUGAAGAUCCUCAAGACGGAGCAGUCGCCGCCGGUGCGCCGCGAGACGAUCCGCGUGCUGGGCAUUCUCGGUGCGCUUGAUCCCUACCGCCAUAAGCUUUUGGAGAACAAUGCGGAUGCGACGGCCACGGUCGCUGUCACCAGCACAGGGACGCCGCAGCAGACGGAUUUAUUUGAGCUGAUCACUGCCAUUGGAACCAGCAGCGAAGAGUACUACCAAAACGUAGCGAUCGACGCCUUGAUCCGCAUUUUGCAGGACCCCACGCUCCCUGCACACCACCACGCGGUGAUUGAAGCAAUCAUGUACAUGUUCAAGACGCAGGGGCUAAAGUGUGUUGCUUUUCUUCCCCAAAUCAUUCCUGCAUUCAUCAAAGUGAUCCGCAGCUGCGGCGGUGGUCUCUCCGAGUUUUACUACCAGCAGUUUGCCAUUCUGAUUUCCAUCAUUAAGCAGCACGUACGCAACUACUUGCAGGACAUCUUUGCCUUGGUGCAAGAAGAUUGGAACCCCAACUCGAGUAUCCAGCUCACGAUUGUCGGCUUGAUGGAGGCCAUUGCACGCGCCCUCGAAGGCGAGUUCAAAGCGUACCUUCCCAUGCUCCUGCCCAACUUUUUGCAGACCCUCGAAGGCGAAGUGACGUUGAAGCGCCAGCCAACGCUUUUGCGCAUCCUCCAGGCGUUUUGCGUGUUUGGGUCGAACUUGGAAGAGUACAUCCACCUCGUCCUUCCCGUCGUAGUGACGCUCUUUGAGCGGCAGGACGCACCGCUUGUCGUGCGCCGCGCUGCGAUCCUCACCGUCGGACAGCUCUCGCGCAAGGUCAACUUUGUGGACCACGCAUCCCAGGUGAUCCACCCUCUCAUCCGUAUCCUCCAGUCCAACACAACCGAGCUCCGUAACCCCGCCAUGGACACACUUACCGCCCUCGCCUUCCUCAUGGGCCAGACCUACACGACGUUUGCCUCGGUCGUGAACAAGACGCUCGUCCAGCAGCGCAUUCACCACGCGCGGUACCUCGCCGUGCUCUCUGCCAUUUCCGCCGGCGAGAAGCUCUCGGUGAGUCUGCUGCCAACCGACAUGCAAGCGCUCGACAAGUCAGAGGAGGCGCCGCAGGGCGAGACGGGCAAGAUGGCGGUGAACCAGCACCACCUCAAAGCAGCGUGGGACACCUCGCGCAUCUCCACCGCUCAGGACUGGCGCGAAUGGCUGCGGCGCAUGGCCGUGGAAUGCAUGCGCGAAUCACCCUCGCACGCGUUGCGUGCGUGCCGCAGCCUUGCAGAAGUGUACCAUCCGCUCGCGCUCGAGCUCUUCAACGCUGCGUUCGUCUCGUGCUGGGUGACCCUGUACGAUAGCUACCAAGAGAACUUGAUGCGCGCUAUCGAAGCAGCACUCGACUCGCAAGACAUUCCCGACCAGGUCGUCCACGCACUCCUCAACCUUGCCGAGUUUAUGGAGCACGACGGCAAAGCGCUCCCAAUCAGCAUCCAGCUGCUCGGCGAUCGCGCGUACAAGUUUCACUCCUAUGCCAAAGCGUUGCACUACAAAGAGGCCGAGUUUAUGAACGAUGCAUCGCCGCAGAUUGUCGAGCUCCUCAUCGACAUCAAUACCAAGCUGCAGCAGUCAGACGCAGCGUUUGGCACGCUGACCUACGCGCGCGAGCACAUGCACAUUACGCACCACGAAGAGUGGUACGAGAAGCUGCACCGCUGGGAAGACGCGCUCGUCGCGUACGACCGCCGCACAAAAGAAGAGCCCACCAACCACGAGAUUGUGUUUGGCAAGAUGCGGUGCCUGCACGCGCUCGGCGAAUGGGAGCAUCUUACCGAGCUCGUGCAGGAAAAAUGGCCCACGGCAGCGAGCGACGGGCGCAGACAGAUGGCGCCGCUCGCCGCUGCUGCUGCGUGGUCGGUUGGGCAGUGGGAUAUGAUGGACGAGUUCAUCGCGGCGAUGCGCCCCGAGUCCUCCGAGCGCUCAUUUUACCGUGCAGUGCUUGCCGUGCAUCGCUCGCAGCGCCACCAGACCAAGCGUCUUAUUGCGCGCGCGCGCGACGCUUUGGACGGCGAGCUCACCGCGCUCAUCAGCGAGAGCUACGGGCGUGCAUACGACCUCAUGGUCCGCACCCAGAUGCUGUCCGAGCUUGAAGAAGCACUCGUCUACAAGCAGGACUAUGCCGACCAGCCAGACCGCCAAGCGACGAUGCGUGCGAUUUGGAUGAAGCGUCUGCAGGGCUGCGAGCUCGACGUGGAAGUCUGGCAGCGGAUUUUGUCCGUGCGCAGCAUUGUUCUCACGCCCGCAGACGACACCGAUACAUGGAUCAAAUUUGCGAAUUUGUGCCGCAAGUCGGGGCGCAUGGUGCUUGCGGAAAAGACGCUCAACUCGCUGCUCGGUCCCGACGCGAACGCCGGCACGAUGGAAGCGUCGCUCGGCCCCAAAGCGCCCCCUGCGGUGAUCUAUUCGCACCUCAAGUUCAUGUGGGCGUGCGGCGCGCGCAGCGAAAGUUUGAGCUACCUGCGCGACUUUACACAGAACCUCGCCGAGGAUCUCGGCAUGGCAAGCCUCGACGAGAAGCAGAACUUGCUGAUGCCAGACAUGCGCGCCGCGCCGCGCCUCGCCGAGUUUGCGCGCCUGCUCGCGCGGUGCUACUUCAAGCUCGGCGAGUGGCAAGUCGCGAUGAACAACGACUGGGUCGUCGACGACGAUUACAACGUGAUUCUCUCGUACAGGCGCGCUACCGAGCUGGACCGCGACUGGUACAAGGCGUGGCACGCGUGGGCGCUGGCCAAUUUCGAUGUGAUUACGCACCACGAGCGCAAAGGCGAAGCGAUUCCGUUCCACAAGGUCGCCGCGGCGAUUGUACCCAGCGUCCACGGCUUCUUCCGCUCGAUUGCGCUUGCCAGCGGCAACUCGCUGCAGGACACGCUGCGUCUUCUGACCCUCUGGUUCAAGUUUGGCCAUUUGGAGCACGUCGCAGAGGCCGUCAGCGAGGGCUUCAGCACCGUCACCGUAGACACCUGGCUCGAAGUGAUUCCGCAAAUGAUUGCGCGGAUCAGCGCGCCAAGCGCGCGUGUGCGCCGCUUGAUUCACCACCUGCUCGCCGACGUCGGCCUCGCGCACCCCCAAGCGCUGGUUUAUCCCCUCACGGUUGCUACAAAGUCGCCGAGUACGGUGCGUAUGCAAGCGGCGAUGGGGAUUAUGGAGACGAUCCGCGAGCACAGCCCUGUGUUGGUCGAGCAGGCGUUGCUGGUGAGCAACGAGCUGAUCCGCAUCGCGAUUCUGUGGCACGAAAUGUGGCACGAAGGCCUCGAGGAAGCCUCGCGCCUUUACUUUACCGAGCACAACAUCGAGGGCAUGUUUGCGACGCUCGGUCCGCUGCACGACCUGCUCGAAAAAGGGCCCGAGACAUUGCGCGAGACCUCCUUUGCGCAGACGCACGGCCGCGAUUUGAACGAGGCGCGCGAAUAUGUGCGCCGCUACCGACAGUACAGCGAGAUUGGCGACUUGAACCAGGCGUGGGAUUUGUACUACCAUGUCUUCAAGCGGAUCACCAAGCAGCUCCCUGCGUCCAACUCGGUGCAGCUCGCGCUCCAGUACGUGUCUCCUAAACUGCUCGCGCUGCGCGACUUGGAGCUUGCUAUACCAGGCAGUUACGUGAGUGGCCAGCCGAUUGUGCGCAUCGUGCAGUUUGAGCCGAUCGUACUCGUGAUUUCCUCCAAGCAGCGUCCCCGCCGCCUCAAGGUCCGCGGCAGCGACGGGCAGACCUACCAGUACCUGCUCAAAGGACACGAGGAUAUGCGCCAGGACGAGCGUGUGAUGCAGCUCUUUGGCCUGGUCAACACACUGCUUUCCAUCGACACCGAGUCGUACAAGCGCCGAUUGAGCUUGCGCAGAUUUCCCGUGAUUCCUCUUUCGCCGAACACGGGCAUGCUUGGCUGGGUCGCUAAUAGCGACACGCUGCACAUCCUCAUCAAAGAGUACCGCGAGCAGCACAAGAUUCUUCUGAAUAUCGAGCACAGGCUCAUGCUUCAAAUGGCGCCGGACUACGACAACCUGACCGUGAUGCAAAAGGUCGAGGUGUUCGAGUACGCGCUGGACAAUACGCCGGGCCAGGACCUCUACCGCGUCCUUUGGCUCAAGUCGCGCAGCUCCGAGGCGUGGCUCGAGCGGCGCACGGUCUACAUGCGCUCGCUCGCCACAUCCUCCAUCGCUGGCUACAUUCUCGGCCUCGGCGAUCGCCACCCGAGCAACUUGCUCAUGGACCGCAAGACGGGCGAAGUAAUUCACAUCGACUUUGGCGACUGCUUCGAGAUCGCGUGCCACCGGCCCAAAUUCCCAGAAAAGGUGCCUUUUCGCCUCACGCGCAUGCUCAUCAACGCCAUGGAAGUGGGCGGCGUGAAUGGCACGUUUAAAAUUACCUCGGAGAAUACGAUGCGUGUGCUGCGCGAUAACCGCGAGAGUGUGCUCGCUUUGCUGGAGGCAUUUGUCCACGACCCACUCAUCUCCUGGCGCUUGGUCACAGACGCCGACGCCGAGCAGCGCGCGCCGGACGCCCUCGAGCACGAACUCGAGGCUUCUGGCGCCGUGCGAGGCAUCGAAGGCGAAGCCAGGAACCAGCGCGCGGUCGAGGUCGUGCAGCGCAUCCAGAACAAGUUGACGGGGCGCGACUUUAACCCAAACCUCACGCUCACCGUGCGCGAACAAGUAGAGCGGCUGAUCCAGGAUGCGACCGCAGUGGAGAAUCUCUGUGUCGCAUUCAUUGGAUGGUGCGCAUUUUGGUAG
This is a messenger RNA of Malassezia vespertilionis, 7023 nucleotides long. RefSeq names its product non-specific serine/threonine protein kinase (gene TOR1). The transcript has 3 exons. Gene Ontology annotation, cellular component: nucleus; TORC2 complex; TORC1 complex. Lineage: Eukaryota; Fungi; Basidiomycota; Malasseziomycetes; Malasseziales; Malasseziaceae. Gene Ontology annotation, molecular function: protein-containing complex binding; protein binding; protein serine/threonine kinase activity. Bases 1 to 7023 code for a protein of 2340 amino acids. The record is from RefSeq and is a predicted model, not a curated record. Gene Ontology annotation, biological process: negative regulation of macroautophagy; protein phosphorylation; TOR signaling.